CGGGCGACCCGUGUGUGUUGGUGUUCCCUGACCGCUGUUGUUGGUUGUUGGUGCGGGGAGGUGAGCGCGAGCAAAGCACACCAAAUUGUUUCCCUUCCACAGAAAGCCAGCCCUCCUCCCUCCCUCUACAAAACGGCAGACGACCAGCAAGAGACAACCGGGAAGAGGACGACCAGCAAGAGACUCAGACAACCGGAAAGAGCAAACCCAAAAACCAUGGAUUCGGAAAACCAGCAGUACACCGUCGACGAUGAGAUCGCCGCUUUUUUCUCCAAGACGGCAGUGACCCGCGGCACAUGUGACGGGUUGGCCAAGGACCUCGUCGGCGGCGACCAAGCCGUCCCCGUUGCGGUGCAGGGGGCCUGCUCGUAUACCGUCUACGCCGGCCAAGGUCUCGGCUACGUCGUCCAGUUCCGUCUCAAGUCCCUCGAGCUCAAGGGCGAGACCGCCGCUCUCGCCCGACGCAUCUUCGGCACCUUGGCGCCCGAGGUAUCCUUCAGGCGGCAGCUCGGCGAAGACUCCGAGGCAGCCGGUCAAGAGCCUCUGCUUGUCUACGUCAUGACUCGCAUACGGGGAAUGAGCCGUCUUGACUUCAUACUCGCGCAUGGCUUCCCUGAGAACUCGCCGGAGAAUAUGGCCCGCCGCAAGAACCUGAUCCAGGACGUGGCAAGAUUCUUUGCCAUCGCAUGGAAAGCACCACAGGCAGUCGAGCAAGAUUACCUCGAUCAUAUGGCCGAGACCUUCGAAAAGGAGCUCCAGAUCUUGCUCGUCGCCCUCCCUGACCGGUUCCACCCGAUCAUCCGCGCCACGCUCGCAGCGCUACCGAGCAUCUGCUCCCUCCCCACGGUUCUCCUCCACAAGGACUUUGGCGACUGCAACAUCAUGGUGGAGGACGAGACGUGCCGUUUGGUCGGCGUCAUCGACUGGGCCGAGGCAGAGAUCGGCCCCUUCGGCACAAACCUCCAUUCCCUGCAAGACUUGAUGAGCAAGUUGCACCUGAAGAAUGGGUGGAUCAGGUACGAGGACUACGACGACCUGGUGGGUACGUUCUGGAAGACCUUGAGCGACGAGGUUGGCGGACUGGAUAAGGAUACGGCCAAGGCUAUCAGGGCGGCACGGGUCCUGGGCUUGCUCAGGUCUUGGGCGUUCACCAGCCGGCUUGCCAACGAGCCUGUGCCGGUUCCGAUCAAGGAUGAUGAGAGCGGGAGGUAUAGGAUGAUGAUCAUUGAUGGGCUGCUGCUGAACCCAACCACCCGAUUUGAGGGACUGGAUAAGUGGCUCGAAUGAAGGGGAAGGGAG
Molecule: messenger RNA, 1299 nt
Organism: Chaetomium fimeti
Lineage: Eukaryota; Fungi; Ascomycota; Sordariomycetes; Sordariales; Chaetomiaceae
Exons: 2
Coding region: 217-1287 (356 amino acids)
Source: RefSeq, a predicted model, not a curated record